AUGAAGCGUCGUGGUGGUAGAGGGGUAAAAAGAGCCUUUCCAGCCAGCUUUCCCGCUGGCCCGGGUGGAAAAGGGAAAACUAACGCUCAGCCGUGGCAACGGGGGUCCGGUACCGGCAGCACUCCCCGGGGACGGGACGGUGCAGGGAGGGCGGCAAAGGAGCCCGAGAGGCUGUCCGCACCGUCCCGUCCCCGUGGCGGGGGCCGUCCCCGACGGCGGCCACCCUCGCCGGGAGGUGGCAGCCUCCGCGGGGGAAGCCCUGCCUCCGCGGCCGCGCACCCAACCGCUCCCGCCCCCGGGUCCCCGGGGGUCGCGGCGAAUAACUCGUUCCCCGUCCUGAGACGCCUUGUCCCAUCCCCGCCUCCUACCGCUGCUCACGGCGUGACUCGAGCCCGGAUCGGCCCCUCGGGGAGGCGACGGCGGGGCUGCAGCGGGAGCACCAGUGGCACCGAGGAACAGCAGGACAGGGUACCAGCAGCGGCGCAGCAGCAGCAGCAGCCCCGCUCCCACUGCCGUGGCAGAGGCUGGAGCUUGGCGACAGUCGCGGAGCGGCGUUUGGUGCCCCGCGGUCCGGAGUUUCGCCCGGCGGCGGCCGUGCGGCGCCGCGUCCCGCUCGCCGAUGAAGCGCGCGCUCUCUACAGCCUGAAAACUCCCCGGCAAUGUUAUAAGAGCUGGUGCCUGGAGCCCGCACUUCUACGACGCAAGGUGGGCAGCGGCGGCGGGCCGGGUCCCGCCUGCAAGCCGGGGGCCCCGUGGCGGCUGCGGGAUGAGGCGGCCGAGGCCAGCGGGGGGCGGCCUGGGGGCAGCGGCACCAACGCUGGGGCGGAGCUGAGCGCGGCCCCGGCCAUGUACGAGGACGAGAGCGCCAUCGACUUCAGCUCUUACAUUGACUCUAUGUCGGCCGUGCCCAACCUGGAGCUCUGCAACGACGAGCUCUUCGCCGACCUCUUCAACAGCAACCACAAGCCCGAGCGGGGCGGGGACUACGGCGAGUAUUUGCCGCCGGGCGGCCGCCGGCCGCGACCCGCAGGACUCGGCGCUGCCAUGACACCCCUGCUUCGGGCGGCGAGCCGCACCUGCUCCUCUCCUCCUCCUCCUUUCUUCCUCCUCCUCCUCCCGCGCGGCGCUCUGAAGCAGGAGCGGCCUGGAGGAUUCAGCGACCUCUCCUCUUCGCUGGUUGCUGCCCUCCAUGAAAUCGACUGCGCCCAGAAUACCAUCAUGAACCUGAGCGGGCAGCCCACGCCACCCACUCUCCCCGGAGCGCCGGGCCAGCAAGUUCCCCUGCCAGGCUUGCAGCACCCGCUCCCGGGCCCCGGCCGCGCCGCCGCCGCGUGCACGAGGCGGCGCAGGCGUCCGCCGCCGGCCGCCGCCGGGGGCAAGGAGCGGGGAGGCAAGAAGUGCGUGGACAGGUUUAGCCCCGAGUACCGGCAGCGCCGGGAGCGCAACAACAUCGCCGUGCGCAAGAGCCGCGACAAGGCGAAGCGGCGCAACCAGGAGAUGCAGCAGAAGCUGCUGGAGCUCUCGGCCGAGAAUGAGAAGCUGCACAAGAAGAUCGAGCAGCUCACCCGGGACUUGACCAGCCUCCGGCACUUCUUCAAGCAGCUGCCUAGCGCCUCCUUCCUCAGCCGGCUCGGGCAACCGAUGCCGGUAACCGGGGGGGAGGGGACGGAGAGACGGACUCCGGAGACGGUGGACUAAAUCCUCAAGAGGGCCGUGCCGGGCCAUGCUGCGGCGUCCAACGGGCCGGGCCGCGCACGGAGGAGGCGCGGAGCGCGGCGGGACGUGCCGGCUCCGCGGCCGCGCUCGGAAUGUGGCAGCGACGUGGGGCGAUGCCUGGGUCUUUCACCACGAAACUUGCGAAAAAGGGAAAAAAAGCUAAAUAUAUUUUUUUCUUUUCUCCCCUUAAAUUAUUUUUGUAAUGAUAGUUUUCGUCUUUUCUACAUUUUACUCAUACCGAUGCAGCUAUGGUACAUCUGUUAAAAUGAUUCAAAAUCCCAUGUAUUUUAGACAGUAGAAUGGAUAAAAAAAAGACUGAGCAUGCUCGACCUUUUAUAUCGAUUUUUACAGCAUUUCUAAGAAUAAAGAAAAGCAUUUUAAAUCAA
Manacus vitellinus (golden-collared manakin) is the source of this 2102-nucleotide messenger RNA. It is a transcript of the gene CEBPD, whose product is annotated as CCAAT enhancer binding protein delta. Gene Ontology annotation, biological process: regulation of cell differentiation; DNA-templated transcription; regulation of transcription by RNA polymerase II. NCBI's taxonomy places the organism in Eukaryota, Metazoa, Chordata, Aves, Passeriformes, Pipridae. Gene Ontology annotation, molecular function: RNA polymerase II cis-regulatory region sequence-specific DNA binding; DNA-binding transcription factor activity, RNA polymerase II-specific. The record is from RefSeq and is a predicted model, not a curated record.